This is a messenger RNA of Hippoglossus stenolepis (Pacific halibut), 1541 nucleotides long. Its product is annotated as homeobox protein Hox-B3-like. The record is from RefSeq and is a predicted model, not a curated record. Bases 68 to 868 code for a protein of 266 amino acids. Gene Ontology annotation, cellular component: nucleus. The transcript has 2 exons. Gene Ontology annotation, biological process: regulation of transcription by RNA polymerase II. Gene Ontology annotation, molecular function: DNA-binding transcription factor activity, RNA polymerase II-specific; RNA polymerase II cis-regulatory region sequence-specific DNA binding. Lineage: Eukaryota; Metazoa; Chordata; Actinopteri; Pleuronectiformes; Pleuronectidae.
UUGGCUGCCAGCGCUGCGUCGGAAGGUCAAAGUGGAGGCUGGGGGGGGGGCCCCCGGUGCACUUUCAAUGGCGAUGCAGAGAAGCAACGUGCAGCAGCAGCACCACCACCCGCACCCGCACCACCAGGACUUCACCCUGUGCAGCGGGUUCGCACACCCGCAGGUGGGGGGGCAGCUGGAGACGUUAGACCGCGGCCCGGUCGCUCGCAGGUCAAAAAUCCAAAAGUUUAACAUGAGCAAAAAGGUUUUCCCCUGGAUGAAGGAGUCGAGACACAACCAGACCCACGGCAGGAGGACCUCAGACUGCACCGUCAACGAGAAGUGUCCAGGCGCGACCCCGGCCUCCAAGCGGACGCGCACCGCGUACACGAGCGCGCAACUGGUGGAGCUGGAGAAGGAGUUCCACUUCAGCCGCUACCUGUGCAGGCCGCGGCGGGUGGAGAUGGCCAGCCUGCUCAACCUGCACGAGAGGCAGAUCAAGAUCUGGUUCCAGAACCGCAGGAUGAAGCAGAAGAAGGACGAGAGGCAGCAGGGCCUCACCCCCACCACGUCCUCCUCCUCUCCCCCGUCCUCCCCCUCCGCCCCGGGCAGCCCCACUCUGUCCAGCCUGGGUUAUGUGCAUGUGGGAGGGGAUUACCAGGCGGCCUCUCCUCCGCUCCAGUCCCAGCAGCCACAGUACCCGGCACAAUACUCCAAAUAUCCGGCUCUGGGCUUUACGCACGGUCCGCCAUUCGAAGUGCAGUACGACACGCACGGCAGCGCGCACACAACAAACCAAAGUGUGGACGUGACCGGUUCCUUCUUCCCACAGAGCUGCUGCUCUUCUCAGGACAGAAUCAUGCAGGCUCCAAAACUGACUCAUCUGUAGCAGACGAGAUCCUCGAGAAACUUUCUCUUUACUUUAUGGAAGCGAAACGUGACUGAUCCGUCUUGAAGCAUGAGUUUCUACUGUUUAUUUAUUGAACUAAUUAUCUAAAUACUAGUCUCAGCUUCUAUUGAUUUGUAUUUAUUCCUCUGCAGCCUGUCAAUCCACUGUUGGUUUAACUUUUACGCAUGAGCCUCUUCAGGAGCGUUACAACCCAGCCCCAUGUGGUUUAAAAUGAAAACGUUAACUGUUGUUUUUAGGUAAAAUAAAUAAAUUAAAAAAAGACUCCCCCAGAGUAAAUAUUUCUCUAAGAGCCAGUCGACUGUAAUUCAGCCAAAACGCUGGUAAAAUGGCAAAUCCAGCGUUUUUUUUCUUCUUAAAGCUUAAUUAUCUCUCGAGUUCUACAGCAUCACAUUAACUCUAUACUUAAUUACAGCGCCCUUACGGAUGGCUGUGGACGUGAUAGGUUCGGGAAGAUAUUACAUUAUAGUCUGAGUGUCGUUAACUCUCAAGCAAGAGAGAUAGACGCCAGAGAAAAGGGCCUGUAUGGUUCUUAAAUGUGUCUUUGUUCUUUUAUGGGCAAAGUGGGCCACACAAACUGUCAAUCUGUAAAAGAGCCAUGAUGGAUCACUGGAUCCUCUGCGCUGCCUCCUUCUCUCUCUCCUUACAACACAGU